AUGCAAAUCACCGAAACACCAAUUUGCAACAUCGCCAAAAAUAGUGCAAUGGCCAAGAUCCUAAAGAUUCAAAAAGCGCAAAAGUUCAAUUACGAAAAUUGGCUGGAUGAACGAGCAAGAUUGGAAGCUAAAAAUAAAGAUGUCGAGGAUCUCAAUGCGACUAUUCAGAAUUUUCUUUCAGUACAGUUGGUUUCCUUCAAAUCAGUCGAUACCGUUAUGAACCAGGAUGAUGUAGUCAAGUAUCCCAUGGAGUUUUUAAAUUCACUGGAAUUGCCUGGAUUACCACCUCACAAUUUGCAGUUAAAAGUAGGAUCAGUUGUCAUCAUGCUGCGUAACAUUAAUCAAUCUCGACUAUGCAAUGGAACAAGACUGGCUGAGAAAAAGCUGAUGAAUAACGUCAUUGAGGCAACAAUCAUAAAAGGAAAAUACAAGGGAGAGGAUUUGCCAUUCGAAUUUAAACGCUUACAAUUUCCAGUACGUCUGGCUUUUGCGAUGACCACAAAUAAAUCGUAA
Messenger RNA from Eupeodes corollae, 513 nucleotides. RefSeq lists its product as uncharacterized. NCBI's taxonomy places the organism in Eukaryota, Metazoa, Arthropoda, Insecta, Diptera, Syrphidae. The transcript is spliced from 2 exons. The record is from RefSeq and is a predicted model, not a curated record. Bases 1 to 513 code for a protein of 170 amino acids.